This is a messenger RNA of Medicago truncatula (barrel medic), 2423 nucleotides long. Its product is annotated as transcription factor bHLH49. The record is from RefSeq and is a predicted model, not a curated record. NCBI's taxonomy places the organism in Eukaryota, Viridiplantae, Streptophyta, Magnoliopsida, Fabales, Fabaceae. Gene Ontology annotation, cellular component: nucleus. The transcript has 10 exons. Gene Ontology annotation, biological process: regulation of DNA-templated transcription. Gene Ontology annotation, molecular function: protein dimerization activity; DNA-binding transcription factor activity. The coding region runs from base 401 to 2077 and encodes 558 amino acids.
UUAUGUAAGCGUGAGUGAGUGAGGUAUAUAAAUGAAAAUCAACACUCCUUUGCCAUUACCCUUUUCUUUCCAUUCACUAUCCUUCAAAUUAUACUUGUUAGUACUUUGGUUUUCUUACCUUAAACUAAAAAUUCACCUAAAAUAAAAAUCCAAGCUUAUAGAUUUUUCUCUCUCUAAAAGGGAACUGCAGGUUUGUUAUCAAAGAAGUGAUUUUUUGAAUAAAGUGCUUUUGAUUUGUGGGAAAAAAGCUUCAAUAGAAGACAGGGUGCUAAAAGUAGCACAGGAUCAGAAAAUGGGGAAGGGGGGUCCUUCUAUUAUGAUAAUUUGGUACUUACAAGCUUUGGAAAUGGUAGCUGCUAAACUCGUGUGAACAUUUGGUACAUCUUUUUGAUAGUUUGAUAUGAGUGACAAAGAAAAGUUUGAGGUGGAUGGAAAUGAGGAGGAUCCUAUGAGUUAUUCUAGUGGUAUGCCACCUGAUUGGAGAUUUGGUGCAAAUUCAUCUGUUGGGUUGGUUUCAAUUGGGAAUUCUAUGAGUAUGAAUAGAGGGGAUUUGAUUGGUUCUUCAUCAUGUUCAUCUGCCUCAAUGGUUGAUUCAUUUAGUCCUAACUUUUGGGACCAUUCCGCGAAUUCGCAAAACUUGGGAUUUUGUGACAUUAAUGGGAGUUCUUCAAAUACAAUUGGAAUUAGGAAAGAUGGGUUUGGUUUUGGAAGGGGUGGUCAUGAUCAUGGAACACUUGAAAUUGGUUGGAACCAGGCUAAUGCUAUGAUGAAAGGGGAUGGUUUUUUACCGAAUGGACAAGGGGUUUUUCCUCAGAGUUUAUCUCAGUUUCCUACUGAUUCUGGUUUUAUUGAAAGGGCUGCGAGGUUCUCGUGUUUUGGUGGAGGGAAUUUCAGUGAUGUGGUGAACGCUUAUGGGGUUCCUCAAUCCAUGGCGAUGUAUGCCGGUUCAAUUCAUGGAACUAGGGAUGCUCUUGCAGGCGUUGGACUUCGAGUAGCAAAUGGAGGACCAACACAAGAGAGUGAUGAUCCGAAUGUGGUUGAAGCAGCUACAAAAGGUGUGGUGUCACCAUCUGUUGAGCAAUUGGCUACUAGAGAAAGUCCUUUGAAGAAUGAUAAAAGCGAGGGUUGGGUUGGGUCUCAAGAUGAAGGGAAGCAAGCUCUUGUUCAGAAUGUUAAUGAUUCCGAUGGAGGUGAAUCGGGUGACGAUGAUGGUGGUCGUGGCGGACAAGAUGGUUCCCCAAUGUUGGAGGGUACUACUAGUGGAGAGCCUUCUAUGAAAGGACUAAACUCGAAGAAAAGGAAAAGAAGUGGACAGGAUGCUGAUAAUGAUAAACCCAAUGGAACUCAAGAACUACAAAAUGAAGGUGCAAAGGACAACCCUGAGAACCAACAGAAGUGUGACCAACAACCAACUUCGACAAUUAAGGCUUCUGGGAAGAAUGCCAAACAGGGCUCUCAAAAUUCUGAUCCACCUAAGGAGGAAUACAUACAUGUUAGGGCUCGCCGGGGUCAAGCAACAAACAGCCAUAGCCUUGCAGAGAGGGUGAGGAGGGAAAAAAUAAGUGAGAGGAUGAAGUUUCUUCAAGAACUUGUGCCUGGAUGCAGCAAGGUCACUGGUAAGGCAGUGAUGCUGGAUGAAAUCAUCAACUAUGUACAGUCACUUCAACGACAAGUUGAGUUUUUGUCUAUGAAACUUGCAACAGUUAAUCCACGGCUGGAUUUCAAUAUUGAAAGCCUUCUUGCUAAAGAUGUUCUUCACCAACGGCCUGGUCCUUCGUCCACACUAGGAUUUCCUCUAGAGAUGUCAAUGAAUUUUCCUCCAUUACAUCCAUCUCAACCAGGGAUGAUUCAGUCAGUGAUUCCAAACAUGGCAAACCCGUCCGAUAUCCUUCGAAGAACUAUUCAUACACAGUUAACACCGUUGAGUGGAGGAUUCAAGGAGCCAAAUCAGAUGCCUGAUGUGUGGGCGGACGAGCUUCACAAUGUUGUACAAAUGAGCUUUGCAACAACCGCUCCCAUGAGUAGCCAAGAUGUGGAUGGUACCACGGCAGCAAAUCAGAUGAAAGUUGAACUUUGAUGUUACACUGCAUUCAUCUUCUUCACUACAUCGCAUAUUUUGGCUUUUGUUCUUGUCAGAUGGAAAUAACUACGGUCAGAGUUUUACACAUGACUUGCGAAACUUGAAGGCCUCGGGGGUAAGUCACACCCUACAGAUGACUGGAUGUAGGUCAGGGAAAGUAUUAAUGAAUGUUACUAUCUUUCGAAGCGUGAAUAUAUAUGUAUCAUAUGUUUAGAAGUGGAAGUCUAUUUUCCUCAAAUAGGUUUGCUCACUAAAUAUAAUUAAAGAAUGUAAAGACAGGAUCUCACUAUGUUCGAUCAACCAGGUGAAAUUCUAUAGCAUUUUUUGUUGAGCUCUGGCCAUA